This is a messenger RNA of Xenopus laevis (African clawed frog), 2030 nucleotides long. RefSeq names its product polymeric immunoglobulin receptor-like. The record is from RefSeq and is a predicted model, not a curated record. Lineage: Eukaryota; Metazoa; Chordata; Amphibia; Anura; Pipidae. Bases 72 to 1085 code for a protein of 337 amino acids. The transcript is spliced from 6 exons.
AAACAUUAUUCAUAGAGAGGACACACUGGGUACUGGUUAGCCACUUAUUUCUAACUAUUAUUAAAUAAAGUAUGGAGUCAAAGUCUGCCCAGUGCCACACAUUUAGAGGAUCUGUUUCCAUCCUCCUACUGAUUUUCACAUGGACGCAAUGUUCCUCUGAAUCGAAUCUGCGCGAAUGUCUGGCCACCUUUAGGGGAUUUGUGAGCAUUACCUUUACCUAUGACACAAAAUACUAUGAACAACAACUGAGCAGCUGGUGCCUGCAAGUCACAAGAACUGAAUGUGUCAAUAUUGUUGACAUGCGUGGAAGGAUUACUAAAUCCUAUGAAGGUCGGGUGACACUUGUGCAGGUUAUAGGGAAUAGUGGAUCUGUCACUGUAAAUAUGACAAAUUUACAAAUCUGGGAUACUGGCCUGUACAAAUGGAGAAUAUGGAUUGGGACACAAUACAAGGUAAUACAAAGUGUGCUGCUGCAUGUGAUAGAAGGAAUACCUUCCAAAUUAUCGGUAGUUAGAGUUCCAGUUCAUGGGUAUAUAAACAUGAACUGCUCAUUCAACAAGCAACAGCAAUGGUCUAAAAUCUGGUGCAAGCAGAUGGGCCAUAGGAAAUGUGACUGGGUGGCUCAUUCGGAUGGAAGCAUAAAUAAAGAUUAUGAAACAAGACCUGUCAUCUACAAUGAUCUCAAGGCUCAUCAGAUGAUAAUGAGAAUUACACAACUGGAACUUUGGGACAGUGGGCUCUACAAAUGUAAGGAAUCUGGUGGGGAAACGAUCCUUGAAAAGAUUCUUCUGCAUGUAACUUCAAACAACAUCCAGAGCAAUGAAAAAAACUCUAUCCUCCCAUCUGAAGUAUUAACCACCACUGUGCCAUCUCAUUUGGGUACCAAUGAAGCAACAGUGUCAUCAAGGGUGAAGCCAAUACAGAGCACUGCCUGGGAUAUUAUCCGCUGGCUUCUUUUCCUGAUCAUGGUCGUUUGUCUUCUUUCCUUCAUUUGCUGUAAAAGUGUUUUGGAUCGGUGCUACAUACCUAUAUUCCAUGAAAGAUUACUGAGAAACAAGAAGUUCAAAUCUGAGGUUCAUUUUUGAAAAGAACCUGGACUCACGACUGUAGCUGGUGAAGUAACAUAGCUGUAACAGGACAAGCAAAACUACUCAUUCCAUUUUCUCUCUAUAGACUACUUCUAUGCCAAAGGAUUAAACUUCACAGGCCAAUAUGGAUUACAUAUUUUCUUUAAAUAUACAAUAUUUGUACUUCAUUCACAUAUUUUCUGUCUUAAAGGACAACGAAAGACUUAUUCCAAAGGCAUAGCAUGUUAAAGAGGCCCCUUGUGUGUACCUGGUCGCUGACUUGUUUGUUGUAAAAGUUCUCCCAUGAUAUUGCUCCAAGCCCUUCACUGACAUUUUAUUUUUGAUGAUGUAAUGAAGAUGAGGGCUGAAAACGAAAAGCACAUGCACCAAUAAUGUUCUCCCCCUUGGACUUAUAAUGUAAUGUAUAGGCAGUGCUGGCAGAAGGAAAGCAAAAUUACUGAAGGAGGCAGGAGAAAUGCAUGCUGAUUGGCUAAAGAAGGAGUCCAUACAUUUGAGAGUGUAUUUCUUCCUUAGCUUCUCUCACCAUCAUGUUUACCACUGUAAGUGGUUUUGAUUGGUGCACACUUCAAGAGGGCAGGCCUUUUGAGGGGUAAGUGCUAGUUCUCUAGAUCUAGAAGCACACUCCUGAAUAUUUGAAAUGUGCAUGUGCCGGCUACUUUGCUGUAAUAGAAAUGAAUCAUGGGACUUUUUGUUAAUGUAGUUAGCGGUUUUGCCUAGAUUGCAGGGUCUGAACUGUAAAUGAGCCUAUUACAGAGGGGAACAGCAAGGGCAGAUGGCAUCACUAUAGGUAAGCCUUUUAUUAGAACUUAAAUCUUUAAUACCCUUUCCUUUUCCUUUAACUAUACAGUAUAUGGAAUAUAGCUUUUGAAAGGGAUACUGUCAUGGAAAAACAUGUUUUUCCCAAAACACAUCAGUUAAUAGUGCUGCUCCAGCAGAAUUCUG